GCUAACCCCAUGCCCUGAGCCCAUAGAUAUAGGAGCCUGAGCCCCUGACAAUACAUGUGGAGUGUGAACCAUUGCAGUUGUUAUGUUGCUUUUAACUUUGGAGACCUUGAGUUGCUGUAAACUUUUGGUGAAUGAAACGGUGUAAUAAUGGCGUGCAGUAAAUACGAGCUUGGGUAUGAAGACAAUCGCUUCGAGAUCGUUGUCAGUCAAAGAUUUCACUGCCCCAUUUGUUUCCUAGUUCUUAAAGAUCCCGUUAUGUGCAAGAACGAACACUACUAUUGUUCUUCAUGUAUGAAAAAGCAUUUGGAAAAGUCCUCGUCCUGUCCGACGUGUCUUGAACACCUCAGCGUCGACACACUAAAGCCAGCUUCGAGGAUUGUCAAGGAUUAUAUAUCUGAGCUGAAUAUUCAUUGUGAUUUCCACCCCAGAGGGUGCCUUGAAAUGGUUCAAGUUGAAAAUCUCAAACGUCACGUUGCGAGUUGUGGAUUCACUCCCGUGCAAUGUUCCAAUGAUGGAUGUAAUGUUCUCGUGAAUGUGAGAGACAAGCUUCACCAUGAAACUGAAGUAUGUGAUUUUAGGAAACUGAAAUGUCAUGACUGUGGUCAACUGAAGAACGAAGUGAAAGAAUUGAAAGACAAAAUGUUGGUUCGACAAGAUCAAAUAAAGAAUGAAAUGAAGAGCAUGAAAGAGGCAGUGAAAAGUGAAGUAAAGGGAGAAAUGGAUAAGAUGAAAAAAGAAAUGAAGAUUGGAAUAAAAAGAAUGAAAGUGGAAAUGAUGAAUGAGAUCAAAGGAAUGAUUGAAAAUGAAAUGAAAGGAAUGAAAAGAGAAAUGAAAGAUGAAAUAAAACAAGUGGCUGUGAAUGCAAUGGCAGGAAUGAAAGAGCUUCAAGUUGAGAUGAAUGGGACAUGUUCUUCAGAUGCAAGAGAAAAUAUCUUUGUAACUGGAGGGUGUCAUGUUGAGGGUCGGAGGGACGUGAGGAAUAAAUCCACAGAGUUUUUCAACUGGGCUGAUCAAACCUGGACAUUGCUGGCUUCUGCACCAUUUGAAGGUCGUUCUCACACUUGUUCAUUCCUGUAUCAAGGUCAAAUGGUAGUCGCUGGAGGUUCUGAUGGCAAAAGAACAAACACACUAAAAUGUUUGAAUGUUGCAGAUCCGGCAGCCACAUGGAAAGAUUUUGCUGUCAAUCUUCCUGUCAAGUGUGGUGCUCAUAAAGUUCUUAUUCAUGAUGAUCGGCUGUUCAUGUCUGGAGGAUGGGUUGAAUCUAGUGGUGGGGUACCAGAGUCCCAACGUUCUGAUGCAGUCUAUGAGGUGCAGUUGCUUCCACCAUAUUCCAGUAAGAUCCUGACAAGAUUUCCACAAGCAAGAUCUCAUCAUGGCAUGGAAAUGUUUGAUCAGAAAUUGUUUAUCCUUGGAGGGUAUGAUGGAAAUGUCAUGGCCAGUGUGGUGCAGUAUGAUCUCAUCACGAAUGAAUGUAAAGAAAUGUCUCCAUUGCCAUAUGCUGUGGACGAAAUGGCGACUGUUUUAUGGCGGAUUAACGUGCUUGUGAUCGGUGGCGAGGAUGAAGACAACAACGCUUUGAGUAAGGUAGUAAUGUACGAUGUCAUCACAGGACGUUCUCAAAUGUUGCCAUGCAUGAAGCAUAAGCGACGUGGUUGUACAGCUGUCUUAACUGGUAAUGUUGUAGUGGUUAUGGGAGGAAAGAAUGAGAACGCCGAAGAUCUCAAGUCAGUGGAAUGUUUUGAUUUAGAACGUCAAGUUUGGCAAGAUUUGCCUGACAUGUGUAAAGCAAGAGCUUUUGCCACUGCAGUGGCCAAACCAAACCAUUGAACUCAAGGAACAUCUAACAUACACACAUAAAAAUCUCACAACUUGUCAACAGGAUGUGUUUAUGACAAGCUUUUAACAAAUUGCAAUGAUGCUGUUAUUUAAUAUGCUACAAGCUUGUCACUCACAACUUGUUGACAAAUUGUUAAAUUGCAAAAUGAUAACAAGUUGUUUGGACAACUUGUAUCAAGUUUGUUGAGUUCAACAACAUUGUAACAAGUUGUCAACAAGCUGGAAACAAGCAGUACAAACACAUCCUGUUGACAAAGUUUGUUACAACUUGUGGGUUUUUAUGUGUGUAGUUGUUCUCCAUGACCUUUCCAUUAACCAUAUAACAGUCAUGCAAAUGGUUUUGUGGAUGGCUGAUAUAAGAAUCCACAUAUACCAUGAGAAUUUUGCAUUAUAAUAAUAUUUAACUAAUUAAUGUGAAUACCAUGCAGUUUUGGUACAUAUAGAUACAUCUAUACAUACAAAUUGACCUUGGACAUCCUUACGUUACUGUCACUGUCAGACAAUGAAUAUUUGACCCACAUUCCAUUGUGUAAGGGGCCAUCCUAAGGCCGGCUUCCCAUUUUCUAAAACUUAAAAUAGGUAGUUCUGAAAUUGAUUUUCGAGAUAAUGUGAAUUUCACACAUGAAGCAAAGUUUGUGUUGUCU
Molecule: messenger RNA, 2480 nt
Organism: Paramuricea clavata
Lineage: Eukaryota; Metazoa; Cnidaria; Anthozoa; Malacalcyonacea; Plexauridae
Source: the annotation of a GenBank genome assembly